Molecule: messenger RNA, 1119 nt
Organism: Stylophora pistillata
Lineage: Eukaryota; Metazoa; Cnidaria; Anthozoa; Scleractinia; Pocilloporidae
Source: RefSeq, a predicted model, not a curated record
AAAUUCUUUUCGUCUUUCAGUUUGGUGAGUUCCCAUAAAUUUUCUGGACUUCCCUAAUCCGAUCAGCCAAGGAUCCCCCUUCUGUAAUAGGCUUAUGGUCAUAGUGUCAUGUCAUAGUAGUUAUUUUAUUAUGUUAUCUUGUAUACAGGGACCUAAUCACACUCAUUCUGGGGAUGGCCACGACAAGCUAAUGGGUUUCAUGAAUAGCACUUUUCCUUUAGCUGUUUACGGCUUGCAAGAUGCCUUUAGUGGAUACAUUUUGUAUCUGAAAUUAUGGACCACAAACUCUGACCCUAAGCUUAUUGGUCGUUGGUACAUGGAUCAUCUGUACAAAACAAAAGUGAUCAGUAAAUAUCUGAGGCUGGAUAAAGGAACUGAGACAGGGCACAUGGCUACUAUUCACGCUUUUUUAAGGCAAGAGCAAGAUGAGGAGGCAGAUACAGUUUUUUAUGGUCCUUCAACAAAUAACAAGAUAGAAAGAUGGUGGCGAGACCUGCACAAUAGAUUUGAAAGAUUUUUCAAGAGGCAGCUCACUAUGUUACUGGAACAAGGCCACUAUGAUCCAAGUGAUCAACCAGACAGGCACCUAUUGGCAUUCAUUUUUAUUCCUGUCAUCCAGAAAGAAAUGGAUAUCUUUAGGGAAACUGUGUGGAAUUCACAUAGAGUAAGGAGCCAAAAGGAUGCUCAGAUGCCUAAAGGGAUACCAUAUCACCUGUACUCGUUCCCUGAGCAAUACAAUGCAAAUGAGUGUGGUUUGCAAGUCACUUUAGAAGCACUGGAUGAGGUUGCUUCAUUAUCAGGUGUCAAGUCAGUUGUAGAUGACUACUUACCAAAAACUGUGAGAGAGAGCUGUGAACGAAUUAUUCCCAAUAUUGAUGGGGUGAAGCCAGCCGAGGCAGCAGAUGCCUAUCUUUUCUUAAAGGAGAAGUACAAAGAGUCAUCACCAUCAGCAUCAUCAUAAAAGUGCAUUUUAUUGUAACUUUUUUUCCUUAUACCGGUAGUUCAAAUGUGUAAAAAACAUUGUCCAACAAAUGGUCCAAGGACAAAGAACUACAGACUUAGUAACAUUCAUGGACGUUGUAAAAAAUGCCAGUGAUAAAAAAGAUUUGUUAUCUUAAA